Manacus vitellinus (golden-collared manakin) is the source of this 1785-nucleotide messenger RNA. RefSeq names its product sorting nexin 31 (gene SNX31). Lineage: Eukaryota; Metazoa; Chordata; Aves; Passeriformes; Pipridae. Gene Ontology annotation, cellular component: early endosome. The record is from RefSeq and is a predicted model, not a curated record. Gene Ontology annotation, biological process: intracellular protein transport. Gene Ontology annotation, molecular function: phosphatidylinositol binding.
AUGCCCGUUGCGGGCUUAUUCACCAUUAAUUCCCUUCGCUCUGCUCCUGUUCGCGGCGAGGCACCGAGGCAGAGCUGCCCCUCACCCCUUUUCGGAAGAGGUUUUAAAGCAAAGCCGCUGCUAAAGCUGUGCCUGGCCCGCCUCAGCGCCGCCUCCCACCUGUGCCGCCCGGCGCCUCCCUCCCUCGGCCCCGCCGUGAAGCUGCACUUCGGCAUCGCCGCCGCCGAGGGGCUGGGGAGAGGUGCGGGAUCCGCUGGGAGCGCGGAGGGAGCGGGCGGCGGAUCCGGCGGCGUUGUGCUCGCAGGGAUAGUCUGUGUUCCUGGGGGGAUUCCUGCUCGAAAGGCGCGGCACAGCCAGCUCCGCCGCCGGGACGUGCGGAUGAGGGCACCCCGAAAGCCGCGGUGGGGGCAGCCUGCCUCCGAUCCCGCAACCAGGCUGAGCUGUGGAGCGGGAGGGGCUCUCCUGGCCCCCAGGAUCCUAGUGUGGGAUGGGGGCAGCCACUUGUUUCGCCCCACUCAGGCAGUGUCGUGCCUGCUUUCCCUCCAUAGCAAUGGGCAGUCUGCCCAUUCUCUAUCCUUCCAGAUCAGUGAGCUGAGCGACCCACCCCCGCUGUUCACAACUGCCAGAGCUGAUGAGGGACCCGGUGUGGUUACUUUGGAUUCAAAUAUUACCAAUAAUGACAUCUUCAUAGAUUUUUUUCAAAAGCUACAUCAGGAUAUAUUUAAGAUCCAAACCCAGAGAGCCUUUUUGGAUUUUUACCUUGCUGAUGACAGCAAUAGUUGACUUGAUAUCCAGACACUGGACAUUGCAGAAGGAAUAUUGGAGGUAACACUGUGCAAGAUGUCAAGUGAAUUAAUAAAGUAUUUUAGCUUAUUUUUUUUUCAGGAUCAUGAUGACAGUGUUCUCCCUGUUAAGUUUUACAAGGUGCUUAACAGCCCUCCCUUGGAUUAUUUUGUGGUGAAAAAAGUGGAAUACUUCGAUCUUCCUUAUGUGAGUCUUCAGAGCAUGAAGGACUUGCACUGCAAGCUUGAGAUCAGAAAGCAUCAGCACCCCAGUCCUGUUUGCUGUGCAGCAAAUGAUGGUGCUGAGUUGUGGUAUGUAGAUCCUUCUCUUGAUAUACUGCUUAUGGACUGUAGAGCUUCACUGAACUUACUAUAUAUGCAGGCAAUCCAGGAAGUUGAGAGGAAUUGGGUUAAACCCACAGAAGAGCAGAUGUAGGAACUUGAAUUUCCACAAAAAAAUGCAAACAAAGCAAAGGUUUCUGUAUUUUUGGUGCAAUUCCUGGAGCAGAUUUGAGAAAUGCAGUUCUAUGGAUACAUACAGCUUGAUCCUUGUAUUUGUGACUAUCCAGAAGAAGGCUGCUCAGGUGACAUCCAUGUCGGCAAUGAUAAGAUUAACUGCUGCAUAACACUGCCCACUAACCAAUCAGAGGUCAGCUUUAAAAUCAAGAAGUUGGGUGCUACAAAGGAUGGUGAAGAAGACACACUGAAGCCUAGAUUUGAGUACAAUGACUCAGGCACAUGGCAGUGGAUAAUUUUGUACACAAAACAGCCCUUUGCAUUCAGUAGCUGCUUGAAGAAAAUGGUAUCAGAACAGAUGAUGAAGGCAGCCAAAGGCCAAGAAAUGCAGAUCAAGAUGCCCGAAUCAACGAAAAAUAGAAAUAGGAAAUUCAGCAUCCAACAAAAGCAGGUAGUUCAUUCGGGUUUUAUAUCAAGGAAAAGAUUUUUGGUUAGGCCAAAUGAAGGAGACUGUGUAUUUGGGAAAAUAAGAGAAGAAGACCUGUGA